UUCCACUCCGCAGCCCCCAAUCGCCUGCGCACCGUAAUUUUCAGCUUCCAAUCUGCUCCUGUGCAUAGCGACGUUUCUCACUUUUGAACACCAUGAAAGACCACCCCUUCCAGUUCUUCUCGGCGCCGUCGCGUGGUCUGUCGCUAAUCCUCCACAUUCUCGGCACCGCUUCCUUCGCUUAUAGCUUCCACUUCCUGUACAGUUGGGAAACGCCAGUCGCUUAUUCAUAUGGCUGGUACUUUCAGUUCUUGACAAUUCUGUCUCUUGGAGCCUCAGCGGUUGCAUUCGCUGCCGGUCUACUUGCUGAUAUCACUUCAAGCCGAACCUUGUUCUCUCUCAAGAACGCCAUUUCCACCGUCGCCACGCCGCUCGAGUGCCUUAUUACAAUACUCUACUGGGGGCUGGCUGCCAUUGAUCCAACGCUUGUCACUCCUCCAGAGUAUAUCAUUCCGCUGGAUGUCGACGUGAGCUUCCACCUCGCACCAGCUGUCUUCCUUGUUCUCGACCACCUCUUCUUUAGCCCCCCAUGGGGAACGUCCGGUGUCGUUAUGGCCCUCUACAGCACAUUUGUUGGCUUUUCGUACUGGUACUGGGUUGAAAUUUGCCAAAGCACAAACGGAUUCUACAUCUAUCCCCUCUUCGGACUUCUUUCAACAGAACAGCGGGUGGGUCUCUUUGUCGGAUCUGCGCUUGUGAGCACAAUUUUGUUCUUACUCAUUCGGUCUCUGCACACCAAAAUCAAUGGGCACGUUAUCAAUAUUGACUGGUCUGCCAAGAACUCAAUGAAGAAGACAAGCUGAAGUUGCAUCUCUACAAAAGUUCCAAUUGAAAAGGAUACUGGGGAAAUAUAGCAUUGUAUUUAUCUGAGCUUUCAUGUGAAUCUAUCCAUCGUACCAGAUUCAGUUUGUGCAAUCAAUUACAGGUUGGAUCUGACAUCAACCGUGUGACGUGAUUCCAUCAUCAUCGUGCGGUUCAGUUCUGAAACCUUUUGCGCACCAACUGUACCCAUGGUGAGGUCAGCAUCGGCUAGAAGGCCAGCCAAAACAGCCUGUGCACCCUCUUUGCCGUUAAUUCCAAGACCGUACACCACAGGACGUCCAACGAAGACGGCUUUGGCCCCUAAGGCGAGUGCCUUGACAAUGUCAGCACCAGUGCGGAAUCCCGAGUCGAUCAUGACUGCCGUUUGACUUCCAACGGCUUCAACAAUCUCAGGCAAAACAUCAAGAGUGCCAGCACCGCCGUCCAUCUGACGCCCACCAUGGUUGCUAAUAAUGAUGCCGUCCACACCAUGCUCCACAGCCAACCUAGCAUCAUAUACGCUCAUUAGACCCUUGAUAACCAGUGGCCCAGUCCAGUACUUGCGCAAGAUUUUGAGAUCUUCCCAGGAUUUGCUCACUCCAGGGAAAAUUUGUUCACACCAGUAGAUACCGGCCAUGGUCUUGUUCUCUUCGGGGGUAUCACCAUCAUACUUUUCAGCAAAUUUGCGACGGAAUACUGGGUCGUGGAAAGCCACCUCGUUACCGAUACCAACGAGAAAUGGCGUUGAAGCUGUGUCCAGAUCACUAGAACGCCAUGCCAUUGACCAGGUGUCGAGAGUCACAACGAGUGUGUGGAAGCCGUUGUCCUUAACACGCUUAACGAUAGAUGCAAGGAUUUCUUCAUCAGAGGGCCAGUAGAGCUGGAACCAUUUCGGCGAGUCCGGUACCGCAGUAGCAAGCUCCUCAAUAUUGGAUGUGGAUGAGGUACUCAUAGUGAAUGGAACGUCGAGAGCGGCGCAAGCCUGAGCUACGCCAAUCUCUUUAUCAUCAUGCAUUAUACCCUGGCAACCAAGUGGCGCCAUAAAGACGCAGGACCCUUCAUACAAUUAGCUUUAAAUAGGUCAUUGUGGAUUGUUAUACAAACGGUAUUUAUGACCAAAAAGAGUCACGCUCAUAUCCCUUGGGGUCGUAGGCUUGAAGAUUCUAGGAAUCAAGUUCCAGCGGCGGAACGCCAGGCGGUUGGCAUCCAUAGUAGCGGACUCGCUGCAGCCUAGAUAUACAUAAUUGUAACCAUCCUUCUUCAUUUUCUCAAGUGCUUGGGCUUGAAGCUUGUUGGGAUUUGUGGUCACAACGGGUUUGUUUCCCAUCAAGAUGCCUUCCCGCAGGAUCUGGGCCAUGUAGUCGGCGUACGGUGCAGGGCCAUUGCUCUCAGUAGCAGACUCGUCGCCAGGAGACAUCUUCAGCAAUGUAAUUCAAAGUGUGAGUAUGUUGAAUAAAGAUAUUUAGAUGGAAUUUCGGCCUUGGAAAAGAAAAUGAGAGCACGCGGACGUUGCGAAUAAUAAAAAGAAGAGCAGGCCGGCCUUGUUCACUCGUG
This is a messenger RNA of [Torrubiella] hemipterigena, 2352 nucleotides long. Lineage: Eukaryota; Fungi; Ascomycota; Sordariomycetes; Hypocreales; Clavicipitaceae. The record is from the annotation of a GenBank genome assembly.